Cinclus cinclus is the source of this 894-nucleotide messenger RNA. It is a transcript of the gene MCRIP2, whose product is annotated as MAPK regulated corepressor interacting protein 2. The coding region runs from base 82 to 516 and encodes 144 amino acids. The record is from RefSeq and is a predicted model, not a curated record. The transcript is spliced from 5 exons. NCBI's taxonomy places the organism in Eukaryota, Metazoa, Chordata, Aves, Passeriformes, Cinclidae.
CCCGGCCCGUUAAAGGCCCCGACGAGGGGCGCGCUCGGCACUCGGGCGGGGGCGGCGGGGCCGUGGGCCGGGGCCCGCACCAUGUACACGCUGACGCGCGGCCCCAGCAAGCUCGCCACGCAGCGCCGCACAGGUCCCACGCAGCAGGCGGUGGAGAGCAGCAAACUGGGCGAGCUGCGGGGGCGGCCGCAGCCCGGCCCGUGGCCCCCCGCCAGCCCAGCGCCGAAACUCGUCUUCAACAGAGUGAAUGGCAAGAGGCCCCCACUGCUGCUGCAGCAGAUCUCAGCUCCUGAAGAAUGUUACACCCUGGCCCACGAGGAGAACGUCCGCUUUGUCUAUGAAGCCUGGCAGCAGGUAGAGCAGCAGCUGGACGGGAGCCGGAGUGGGGAAAGCGCCUGUGGCCCCGUGCAGUACGUGGAGAAAACCCCUGACCCUGGACUCAAAGACUUUGUUCCCAUCGAUCUGGAGGACUGGUGGGCACAGCAAUUUCUGGCCAAAAUCGAGAACUGCUCAUAAAAGGGAAGAAAAGGUUGCAUUUGGUUUCUUUAUAAGAGAAAAGAAGCUGUGAGCGCCUGGUCACAACCCAGAAUCAGUGGCAUUUUUGAACCACAUUUUUAAAAGAUGCCCGAAGUGGAGUGACCCAGCGCAGCGGGACCGGACCACAGCCAUGCCUGGCCAUGUGCCCUCCCCAUGCCCGGCAGAGGAGCAGCGUGCGGCCCCAGCCAGGAUUCCUUAAGUGCCAGUUCUCGGACUGCUGCAGCUCCUGCAGCCUCCAGCUCCAGGGACGCUGUGGUGCCAUGCUUGGGACAGGGGAGAGCCUCCCCCCCUGCAGCCGUAGCCACAGGGAGGACAGUGGGGUGCUGUAGCAGGACCGCUAGACAAUAAAGCGCUGAA